AUGUCCAGACCAAGUACUGACAAAGAGCUGCCCAGCAGCUCCUUUUUGGAGAGGGCCACUCCAAACUUGGACGCCGAGACUUUGGAUAUUGGCCAGCGCAUUCAAAGGCUUGCCGACGAAUGUCCACCCUUUUAUCAAAGCCGAAAUCUGCUUAUUCUCUAUCUCCUCAUGAUUCCGGGAUGCAUGAUUCCUGCCAUCACCCUAGGCUUUGACGGUGCCAUGAUGAACGGUCUUCAGGCAGUGCCUAGUUGGGACACUUGUGAGUUCCCUCUUCCGUUUCUUAUUUUCCUUUCUGUGGUGGCUGCCGAAACUGACUCCCUGUCCGGCUCAGACUUUAACAAGCCUCGAGGAAGUCUCCUUGGUAUCAUGUCUGCCAUUCUGCCUCUUGGUUGCGUGCUUACCACUCCUUUCAUUCCCAUGGUUGGCGAUCGCUGGGGUCGAAGAGCCGGUAUAUUUGUUGGUUCUGUCAUAAUGGCGGUCGGUGGAAUUAUUCAGGGAACUUCCGUUCACAUCGCCAUGUUUAUGAUAUCUCGCUUCAUCAUUGGGAUCGGCAUCGUCUUUGCCAACACCUUUGCCCCGAUGCUCAUCGGUGAAUUGGCCCACCCCAAAGAACGUCAGGUCGUCACCUCGUUGUACCAAACCUCUUGGUAUAUCGGUGCCAUUUUCGCCGCAUGGACCACCUUUGGCACCUUCAGCAUCCCUAAUAACUGGUCUUGGAGAAUCCCCUCCCUCCUGCAAGCUGCUCCUGCUUUCUGUCAGAUAAUAGGUGUUUUCUUCCUGCCCGAGUCUCCUCGAUGGCUGGUAGCUAAGGGUCGUGUUGAGGAAGCCAAAGCUGUUCUUGUCAAGUACCAUGCCAAUGAUGAUACCAGUAGUGAGUUUGUUAGUCUCGAGUUCGAACAGAUGCGUGAAGUCAUCGAGGCAGAGGUCAAUAACGAAACCGGAUGGAUGGCUUUCUUGGCCACCCCUGGCAACCGUAAGAGGCUGCUCAUUAUCAUCUCUCUUGGUGUGUUUUCGCAGUGGUCAGGCAAUGGACUAGUUUCGUAUUACCUCGUUCGUGUCCUGGAGACUGUGGGCAUCACUGAGACCCGGCCAAAGAACAUCAUCAAUGGUUGCCUGAUGAUCUUCAACUGGAUCACGUCCGUUCUUUCCGCCUUCCUCACUGCCCGGAUCAAGCGCCGCACUCAGUUCCUUGUUUCUGGCUUCGGCAUGCUGGCCGUUUUCGCUGUCCAAACUCUCUGCGCCGCCCUGUUUAAUGACUACGGUAACGCAGCCGCCGGGCACGUCGUCAUUGCCAUGCUUUUCCUGUUCUAUUUGUUCUUCAACUUGGCCUUCAACGCUUUGCUAUACUCGUAUCCCGUUGAAGUCCUUCCAUAUCCCAUCCGUGCGAAGGGUUUCUCUCUUCUCAUGUUCUUUGGCAAGGCCAGCAACUUCAUCAAUAUCCUGGUCAACCCAAUUGGAUUGCAGGCAAUUGGCUGGAAGCUAUAUUUGGUUUAUGUGGCUUGGCUCUGCGUUGAGGUUGCCGUUAUUUGGAAGUUCUUUGUUGAGACGAAAGGCCCCUCGCUGGAAGCCAUUGCAGUUCUCUUUGACGGCGAGCCUGAGAAAGUUUUGAAUGAGAAGAAAGAGCAUGCUGAGAAGAAGGACGAUAAGAAGGCAUAG
Molecule: messenger RNA, 1656 nt
Organism: Penicillium brevicompactum
Lineage: Eukaryota; Fungi; Ascomycota; Eurotiomycetes; Eurotiales; Aspergillaceae
Exons: 3
Coding region: 1-1656 (551 amino acids)
Biological process (GO): carbohydrate transport; transmembrane transport
Cellular component (GO): membrane
Molecular function (GO): carbohydrate:proton symporter activity
Source: RefSeq, a predicted model, not a curated record